CUCAUCACUCAGGAGGAAGUGGCUAGGUGCUUUUACAUGAAUCACUUGGAUCCUUAAGGGAAAAAAGAGGAGGUAAAGCAUUAUAAAUACCCCUUACAGAGGCAUAGUGUCAAUGACUGCAAGAUAGCCACCAUGUUAUUUUGGCUGCUGCUGCUGCCAUUGGGCGCUCAUUCCUCUCUGGCCGGGCCACUGCUCGCCAAGGAAAAAGACAACCGGCUGCUAGCUGAGAAGUACCUUCGGCGCUUUUAUGACCUUCCAGUUGGUCUCCAAGGUCAGAAGAGGACAGCAGGAGACUUUAACUCCAAGCUCAAGGAAAUGCAGAGGUUCUUCAACCUCGAGGUGACAGGCAGUCUGGAUGACAGCACCUUAGACGUGAUGACUCAGGCAAGAUGUGGCGUGCCGGACGUUGGUGAAUACAACCACUUCCCUCUGCACCUCAAAUGGAAAAAUAACAUUGUGACCUUUAGGAUUCUAAAUUACACUCCCGAUCUGAGGAAGUCCGAUGUGGACCGAGCCAUCCGCAAGGCGCUCAAUGUGUGGUCUGACGUGACGCCGCUGACCUUUAAGAAGCUGUACUACGGCAUUGCUGACAUUAUGAUCAGCUUUGGGAGGAAAGAACAUGGUGACCACAACCCUUUUGACGGACCUAACGGACUGCUGGCACAUGCUUACCCGCCGGGCCAAGGUAUCGGAGGAGACACUCACUUCGACGAGGACGAGCACUGGAGCAAAGAUUCAUCAGCUUACAACCUGUUCAUCGUAGCUGCACAUGAGUUGGGACACGCCCUCGGUAUGUCGCACUCCACUGACUCGGGUGCCCUCAUGUACCCCAUCUACUCGUACGCUACGGGGUACCCGCUCGCUGAGGAUGACGUUAAAGGCAUCCAAGCCCUCUAUGGCCCCAACCCAGACCACAAGAAAGUCAAGCCAAAGCCGGACGCCCCCCAAAAAUGUGACCCCACUUUGAGUUUUGAUGCUGCUACAGAGCUCCGAGGGGAAACCAUGAUCUUCAAAGACAAAUUCUACUGGCGCCUCCACCCUCAGAUGCACGAACCCGAGCUAACACUGAUCAAGUCCACUUGGCCGUCCAUCCCCAACAAGGUGGACGCAGCCUAUGAGAACCCAGAGAAGGACCAGGUCAUCAUUUUUAGUGGUAUCCGCAUGUGGGCCUUGAAUGGAUACAACCUUGUGGAUGGUUAUCCAAAAUACAUACACAAACUGGGACUUCCCAGGAGUGUGAGGAAAGUGGAUGCAGCUGUUUACAUCAAAGACACAGGGAAAACUCUCCUCUUUCAUGAGGAGGAGUACUGGAGUUAUGAUGAAGCAAAAGGAACCAUGGACAGUGGCUACCCCCGUUCCAUAGAGACGGAUUUUCCCGGAAUGGACGACGAGGUUGAUGCUGCAGUUUAUCACUAUGGAUUCUUGUAUUUCUUCCACGAGCACAAGCAGUAUGAGUACAGUUACACGUCAAGGAAGGUCAUCCGCAUCCUGAGAAGCAACUUUAUUCUUGGCUGCUGAGGUUGCAGACAUCGCUUGAAAUACAUACAUAGUAAAAUGGAAAUCUAUAAGAAUUAUGUAGAAGCAAAAUGAAAAUGUUUAUUUAGAACAGUGCUGGACACAGACACCGAGAGAAUUCUCAUCCUUGUGAGCAGCGAUACUAUUUAUAUUUACCUUCUGGUUUAUUGUUUGCUCUGUUUUACUACAAGUUUUCCUGGUUGACUCAGUAUUUGUAGAUAGAUGAUAAUUUUAUAGUUCAAAAAGGUAUGGACACUCUGUUGUUUGAAAAAUUUGUAGUUUGAAUGUUUUUUUGUUUUUUUAUGUAUUACAAAAAGAUGGGAAAGAAAAAGAAACAGGAUUGAUAGCUUUCAAGAAGCUCCAUUUCUAGUACUGGACUUGUCGUUUGAUUUUAGCGCUAUUUAUUGACUGAUGUUAAAUAAAAUUGUUCAAUGAA
Phyllopteryx taeniolatus (common seadragon) is the source of this 1951-nucleotide messenger RNA. It is a transcript of the gene mmp13b, whose product is annotated as matrix metallopeptidase 13b. Lineage: Eukaryota; Metazoa; Chordata; Actinopteri; Syngnathiformes; Syngnathidae. The transcript is spliced from 11 exons. The record is from RefSeq and is a predicted model, not a curated record. Gene Ontology annotation, molecular function: zinc ion binding; metalloendopeptidase activity. Gene Ontology annotation, biological process: collagen catabolic process; proteolysis; extracellular matrix organization. Gene Ontology annotation, cellular component: extracellular matrix. Bases 133 to 1518 code for a protein of 461 amino acids.